Messenger RNA from Drosophila melanogaster (fruit fly), 11975 nucleotides. It is a transcript of the gene mub, whose product is annotated as mushroom-body expressed. Lineage: Eukaryota; Metazoa; Arthropoda; Insecta; Diptera; Drosophilidae. The transcript has 10 exons. Gene Ontology annotation, cellular component: cytoplasm. Gene Ontology annotation, molecular function: nucleic acid binding; RNA binding. Gene Ontology annotation, biological process: regulation of gene expression. The record is from RefSeq and is marked reviewed. The coding region runs from base 842 to 2461 and encodes 539 amino acids.
CAGUGUAUCUGCUUCGCCCUGCUUGGGCUACUCAUUCGGCGAAAAUUAAUGGUGGUGUUCGGUUCUACGUCGCGCAAGGCACAGUCUCUAGAGUCUCGCAGAGCUAAGAAUACAUCUCAGAAAAUCGGCAACCAAUAUCCCAAGUUCAGCCAAGUUUGCGGUGUGUAGGCAAGCCAUCGAAAAGUAACGACCGAAAUAACGGCAGUUGUCGCAUAGCAAAUGCCAAUUGCGAAUUGCGAGUUGCAAACGCAAAUCAAAGUGUGCGCAGGAGAAUAAGAAACAAAGAAACGCAAUUAACAAACGUGAAGUAACAAUCCGGCAAAGCGAAUAAACCCGAUACCGAUUUCGAUCUGCACCAGAAAAACCUUAGGCACCCAACAGAUAUACAUCUCUAAAUGCAUCAGCUAAGCAACAGUAUUCUUGCUCAACAAUAAAUAUACGAAAACUCUGAACGCGUAAAUACAAGAAAUAUUUCCGUAGCCGUGAUUAUUUGUUGCAUUUGAAUAAAAACUUCGAAGAUACGGGCAGCAGAGUUAACGCAGCGAGCUUAAGCCAACAACGUAGUACGACUAGCAAAAGAAACCACCAAUUUAAUUUUAUCUAGAGAAACAUACAAUACGCAUACGCAAGCAAAGUAGCCAAAAUAUCUAUAUGUUUAGUACGUGUAUCGCUCAUUUAUGAUUGAUAUACUCGCAUAGCAAAGUUAUAUUUACAAAUCCCACAACAUAAUCGCAAGUGAGCCGCAAAAGACAACUGCUGCGAUACAGACCGCCGAGUUCGGUCAGAUCCACAUACACUUUCAUCCAAACCGCGUUAAGACAAAGCCAGCAAAAUAGAUACCAUGGAAGACAAUAACACGAGCAGCAGUGCGGGCGGUGCGUCCAUCAAACACGAGGAUCCAUCGGUGACACUCACAAUAAGGCUGAUUAUGCAAGGAAAGGAGGUUGGUAGUAUUAUUGGUAAAAAGGGUGAAAUUGUCAACAGAUUUCGUGAAGAGUCUGGUGCCAAAAUCAACAUUUCGGAUGGCUCAUGCCCGGAACGUAUUGUGACUGUGUCUGGUACAACUAAUGCAAUCUUUUCGGCAUUCACGCUCAUUACAAAGAAGUUCGAAGAGUGGUGCUCGCAGUUCAAUGAUGUAGGCAAAGUUGGUAAAACUCAAAUACCCAUUCGAUUGAUUGUGCCCGCCAGUCAAUGUGGAUCGUUAAUUGGCAAGAGUGGUUCAAAGAUCAAGGAAAUUCGUCAGACCACGGGCUGCUCCAUCCAAGUGGCCAGUGAAAUGCUACCCAAUUCCACAGAGCGGGCGGUUACCUUGAGCGGCAGCGCCGAGCAGAUCACCCAGUGCAUCUAUCAGAUAUGUCUUGUCAUGUUGGAGUCCCCGCCACGCGGUGCCACCAUCCCGUACCGACCAAAACCACAGGUUACUGGCCCCGUCAUCCUGGCCAAUGGACAGGCUUUCACCAUCCAAGGAAACUACGCGGUGCCCACACAAGAGGUGGCCAAGAACCCGCUGGCCAGUCUGGCCGCCUUGGGCCUGGCUGGGAUGAAUCCGGCCAGCACUGGGGGCAUCAACCACACAGCAGCCUUGGCUGCACUGGCCGGGUCGCAACUGCGUACAGCGAAUCCCGCGAACCGAGCCCAGCAGCAGCAGCACGAGAUGACCGUCUCAAACGACCUGAUUGGCUGCAUCAUCGGCAAGGGUGGCACCAAGAUCGCCGAGAUUCGCCAAAUAUCCGGCGCCAUGAUCCGGAUCUCCAACUGCGAGGAGCGCGAGGGCGGCAAUACCGACCGCACCAUCACCAUCAGCGGCAAUCCGGACUCGGUGGCCCUGGCCCAAUACUUAAUUAAUAUGAGUGUUGAGCUGCAGAAGGCCAAUCUCCUGGAGCAGGCCCAGUCCCAGCAGAACGGAGGUGCUGCCGCAGCUCCCGGAGCUGCUGCUGCUGGAGUGGCGGCAGUCACCGGAGCAGCAGCUCCGACCUCGGCCACAAACGGAGCUAUCACGACGGUGACCCUCACCAGCGGCACUGGUGUCGUGGGAGCCGGUGCUGCAGGAGCCGCCGGGGUUGCCAAUGGCGCAAAUCCGGCGGCAAACGGCGGCGGCAGCAAUGGCACCAUCUCCGCCACCGGAUACGCCAGUGCCAAUGGCGGCCAGGCCACAAAUGGAUCGGUCGGAGUAAACCCGGCAGCGGCCGCCGCCCUGUCCAGUCCUCUGGCCUCGGCCCUUCAGCUGCUGACCAAACCGGGAGCCCUAAGCGCUCUGUCCAACCUGAGCGCCCUCGACCUGCUCAACCUAACCACGCUGGGAAACACCAAUGGGGCCGGAGCCAAUCCGGGCGGACCGCCUGUGCAGACGACGGGCGUAAAUCGGGCAAAGGGUCACUAUGCCACCUCCCGAUUCCGGCAGCACCAGACGGAGACCGGUGGCGAAGCGGAGAAGCCGCGCAACAAGUUUAAUCCGUACUAGGGGUAGGGCUGCAGCUGCGUUAGCUGGAGAGCAGUGGAGAUAUAGUCCCGUAGAUAUAUAGGUUUUCAUGGUAGCGUUGCGAAAGCUUUAGUCUUUAGAUUCUUGAAGAAGAAAAAUUGUAUAAAAUUCGCUUUAAACUUAUGUGGUAUGCAUACAAUUUGCAAACGUAUUCAUAUUGUAUUCAAAUUCGUAUUCGAAGUUUCAAGACAAUUCUUACAUCUAGUUAAAGCACAGUAUCAUCCCAGUUAUAUGUAGACAGAACCUACGCAAUAUUUAUCAACGUUUUUGAAAAACAAUCUAACCACAACAAUAAGAAGUCACACUUAGAUUAGCCGCAUAGGGCAGCUAGAGAUUUGAAUAAUGGAUCAGAAUCGAAAAUCAAGCACUUAAACCAUUUUGUGUAUUGAAUACGUAGGGACAGGGUCAUCUGUGUAUGGCCCGAUUGAAAUAUUUUGACCAAGUGACCAAGGACCCUAGUGGGCGCUAUAGAUUUUGGACCCCAAAACUUUUGAUAAAUGCCUAGUAUGACUUAUAUACACCGGUACAUAGAAAUGUAUCGAACAUAACAGAAUUUGCCAAAUUUUAGCGCAUCCCCUAGUAUCGUUCUUCGAAGCUUUAGAUUAGAUUAGAUCGCGUUUAUCGGAUUCGAAUACCGAACAUCGGAUAUAGAGCAGGUACCGAGCAUAAAUUUAUCCUCAACAGCCAACAAUCUUUACCCAAUCCAUUCAUUGUAACAUAAAACACGAUCCAAUACUUAUAAUCAAUUGUACUCUCUUAGAUAGUAAGCACUAAACGUAUUUUUCCUAUAUAUACGAUUAUAUUAUUUAAACAUUAAGCAUAAAGACCCAAAAGCCAUUUUCCGACUAAGGAAGCCGCAGCAAAGAAAGUGAAGCAGACAGAUGAUGAAAUAAAAAAUAACCUUCUAUAAGAAGUUUACAAAUAGAAAUUCCAAUGCGUAGAGCCCCCGAGCAAAGAGGAAACGAUGGGUUUUGAGCUCUGAGCGAGGGGGAUCAACGACCUUUAUGGACCAAUUCGCUCUAAUUGACGCAAUCCACGCAAUGAGCGUACAAAAACCAACUAUUUGAAUAGAAAAACGAACACACAGAGAAACACACGAAAACGCUUAGAAAUGGCGGUCAAAGAAUCAUAUUUAAGGCUUAUGUUUCGCGAAAGGAGAAUUUUUGCAUAGGAUUGAAGAGAACGUUAUAUUGUAUUAGACUUUAAGUCUUCGAUUGUUUAUGGAAUUUUAUUUGUUGGUUUUACCAAUUUUCCAAACCCCAAUUUUGUAUUUAUUACGCGAUUGUAUAUUUUUGUUAUUAUUUGUAACCAAAUUUUUUUUUGAAUUGGUCAAAAAUAUAGUUGAAAAGUAUUUGGAAAUUUGAUUUUCUCUACCCUAAAUCACACGAAAUUACAGUAGCUAUUUUAAUGAAAUUUGAUAUGAUUUUCUUAUUUUUAUAUUUACCGGUAGUUCUAAGAAGAAUGACACAUUAUUAUGUAUCGCAUUAAGCUAAGCGGGCUUACGAUUUUAUAACCAAAUUAUAUUCCUAACUAUCCAUACAUACAUCUACAUACAUACAUACAUACAUACAUACAUACCCGUGCAUACAUAAACUAAACUUAUAUGCGAACAUACUUAUUAUGGCUCAUUAACACAAUGUAGUUAAAAAGUAAAGAAGAAGCGUAUAAACAUUAAAUCGUAUAAUUAAUUAUAAUACUUUUGGUAUUAACGAAAAUAGGCACAUAGGCACAUAGAACAACAACAGCAGUAGGAACUGCAACAGCGUCGGUAACAAAGCAAAACAGUUUAUAUGCAAGAAAAAAUGAUGGAAGACACAUGAGUUUGUAAUAAAGUGAAAAAUGAAUACUAAACGAAUGCAAAAUGGGCGUCCCAAAAUCUUCUUAGUCGGGGGAGGGGAGUUACCGGUGUGGCAGAACGUUUUGUGGACACCUAAUCACAAUCUCUUAAUGAAACUCUUCCUUUAUCCUUUCAGAAUAUCAAUGGAGACUGCUGGUCUGCCCAUACCUGGUUAUCACUACAUUGCGCCCAGUGCAAUUGUUAAAACACCCAUUCACUAAAUUCAACAAUCAACCGCUAGCUAAGCAACAGCCACAGCAUCAACCCGAAGCCGUAGAAGAACACCGGUGCCAGGAGCAGGAGCGGGAGUAGGAGCAGGAACAUGAGAGGCAGAAGGAGCUGGAGAAGGAGCAGCAGUAACCUGAACGUCAAAUGUUAAUUCAUAAGCAAUAUAACAGAAGCGGCAAAUGAAGGAUAACUUAGCUCAUACAUUUGACACUGUCGGCAAUCACACAUUGAAUACAUUACUGAAUACACUCAUACCCACGGACACACUCACAGACAGACUCGAAGAGAAGCAUACAUACACGUUAUAUUUAUUCAUUGAUUCUUAUUAAUUAUGAUACUUUCAUUAAGUUUUAAAUGCAAGGGCAAACAAAUACAAGAACUUUUAUGUUAGACCGUUUUCAAGGGGCCCAGCGGAUAACGUGGGGCCACCCGAAGUAAGAACAGAACAGCAAUUAAUUGUAAGAUUAGUCAAAAUGAAGACAAAAUAAAAAGUAUAAGAAUCAAUUAACCACAUACAAUUAACAUACGAGAAAACAAACGAAAAGGCAGAAACUUGUGCACGAGCAUGACCAAAAAGGAGCGACAAACACGAGGAAGUGAAAUGUUUGAGCACUAAAAGAACGGAUAUGAAUGAAACAUUGAACAGACAAGCAGCAAACAAACCAAGCAAGCAAAGACAGACAGACAGAAAGAAGAUGAUCACAGACACCACAUAAAUUUAAAUAUUUACUGCAAAUUGCAUCUAGCUUGAUGUUUGCGUUUGUUAGUUUGUUAUAUGUUUACAUAUAUAUUAUAUAUAGACACGGCGAUGUAUUGAUAUGAUAAUUUUUUAUUUUAUUAUUUCUAUUAUUGUAAUUGUUAUCGAAAUUGUAUUUGUGAUUUUUGAAUAUGUUUAGACUGAUGUGCAAAAUUGAUUCUGUUUAUUAAUUACAAGUAAACUACAUACAUAUAAACAAUUAUGGACUAAUUAAUAUAUCUCUCUCCUUCGUUCUAUAUUCUAAUCAAAUUACUCAUUUAUUCAAAAUUAGACUUAAUUUGUUGGCUGCAACCAACGUGAUAAACGAACAUCUAUCUAACUAGCAAAGGGAUUCACAAUUGAAUUUCGUAUCAAAACGUUGUAGUUUCUUUUGAUUGGUUUCUAGUGAAAAUUCCUGCUAUUGGUGACCACAUUAAAUUUACAUACAAAUUAGCGAAAACAAUUCGAGUUACAAUAAUAUUUUUAAGCACUUUUGCGGCGAUUAAAAAGACUUUCUGAAGCGUGGAAAAACGAGGAAUGGAAUUAAAUAUAUUACAAUUAUGCUUCAAUUAAAGUAUAAUUUAAAUUUAUUAGCUGUUAAAUUUAUACGCAAAUCGAAACUUAAAACAAAACAAAAAAGAACCACAACAAAAGAGAAUAUCAAAAAUAAAUUGAUUUUCAAUGUUACAAUUAACUUAAUUUUAUUCUAAUUUAGUUUAUAGGCUGGGCAGUUAAAACCAAAAAAAAAAUCAACAAAAACACAAGAGUGGUAAUUACUUUAAGACACUAAAACGUUUAGUUACUUAUACACACUAAUUCACAAUAAAGCCUCUGUAUAUGAGCUAAACGGUUUUGAAAGCCGAAGGUGAAAGCGAUAGAAUCAGUUUGCGAAUGGCAAUGUGUGUCAAAUUUUAUUAUACAUAUUAAUUAUUUAGUAAGAGGAAUUAUCAAAGCAUAUAAGAUAACAAAAAACAUAUCCACUGCAAACGAAAACCAAUCUAACCACAACUUAUUAUAUUAACCAACACAAAAUACAAAAGGCACACAUUAUAAAACCGAACAAUGCAUACAUAUAUAGGCAAACAUAUCCCAGAGAACGCAAUGAAUGAAUCUUUAAAGAUGUAUAUGAUUUAUAAAUUUUCAAAAUUUUUCCACGGUAUUUGUUUUGACGUGAGGAAUUGACUAAAAAACCACUGAAAAGUGUUUUCCCUUAAACAACUUCUCCUGUCAACACUCGAAAUUGAACUUAAGUUUCACCAGUCAUUCACCAUUUUACAUCUUCCGCUCACACAUGAAAGACAAACUUAUGAACAACAAAACUUGAUUACAGGAAAUUGUUAAUAGCGUAAAGUGUAAAAGUAUAAAUAAAUGAGCAUAUAAACCAAUUUAAACAAUAGGACGAGCCUAGCCCAAAGCUAGCCCUAGCUCCUCUUCUUGAAAAAACGAUGAACUAUUUGAGGAUCAAGUACCAGGCAGGCGGUGGAUAAAUGAUAUUCAUACGAGUAUGGCGAAACUAUUUCGUGAUUUUAGUGACAAAUAUAUUUCGCUGACGACAAACAAUUUGAAGCAAUCAUUUUGAAAUCAAGAACUUCGGUUCCCAGCUAAAGGUGAACCGAAAGAAAAAAAGGAUGAGAAUAUUGAGAAACAGAAAUGAUAAAUCAGUCAAGAAACCGUAUAUCUAUAUAUGAAUAAAUGAUAUAUAUAUAUAUAUAUAUAAAUAUACAUAAAUUAAAUAUAUACUUAUUAUGUACACUUGUAUUUAAAUGUAUUUGAAAUAUUUAGUAAAUUUUUUGCGCAAGUUACACAGAAAAAAAACAACAAACAAAAACACUAAAAAAAAGGUGAGGGCGGCUACGGAGAUAGACGGGUCAACAGUGGCUAACUGGGACUAUUUGUAAAAUAAACUUAAUGAAAGGGAUAAUUAAUUUAUGUGUAUGUGUGUAUAAGAGGAGUAGCUCAAAAGAUUUCACAAACAAUUUUUACUAAAUAUGCGUGUAAUUAAUGUAAUUAUUAACGACAUUUUGUUGAUAACUUGUACAUUUGCAAAGGAAAAAUACGUGUAAGAAAAGCAAUUUUAAUGGUGCCUUAAAAACCAACCAAGCAAAUUUCUUCUAGCCUGCCUUGCCUGCCCCCCCUCAGCGAACUCAGUACUCAACUGGAUGGCAUGUGAGUUUUCCACUCCUUUCUCCCACUCUUCUCGGUACUUCCCAGGAGCUCUAGCUCAUCCUUGAUCGAUCGGAUCAGAUCGGGUCAGAUCAAUUGGGAGAGCCCGCCGAUAUCGUGCGACAUGCAAAGUCAAAACAAAAAAAACUUGUUACUUUUCGACAUAAAAACUUAUCCCUUUUAGCGACACAUGGUGACCCACAAUUGCUCAAAGCUAUCCGAGUCUGUGCGCAGUUGCCCGUUACACAUCAAUCCGAAUGCGAAUUUGAGUCCGAGUUCUACUUGGAUUCGGUCGAGAAGCGAACUAAAACUUCAAGUGCACGUAGUGGAUACUAUUAGGACACUGAGGCCCAGGAGAAUAUUGACAGCUAGCCCGAACAAAUGAUUACCCAGGACACAAGCAAACAAGAACAUAAUAUUAAACGUAUACAGCAAAAACACACAUAUUAAUGUUUCUCUCAGUGUAAUUACAAAUCACUUGAAUGUAUUUGCUCACAUUUUUACAAUACAUGUCGAAGAACUCUACACAAUAAGCAACAAACGUAAAAGCAUUUAAGGCACUUGAUCGAUCGGUCGGUCGAAUGAAUGAUGGAUCGUUGGAUGGAUGCAAGGUCAUUGUUAAUGGAAACACAACUGUAGGAAAAGAGUCUAGGAGUAUGAAAAGCAGUAUAAAGGAAAACCAAUCCAAAAACAUAUUUAUAUACAAAUAUAAAGCAAAAAUGAAACUUAACAUUAAGGUAUUUUAGAUAUUCUUAUUUAAUAUCCAGAAAAAAGACAAGAAAUUAUACGAGCGAAGUGUUAAUUUAGGCGCAAACUUAUGGAGAGAGAAAUGGGAGAUCGGGUCUAAGUAAUGAACAAAUAUACGUGUAUUUAACUAACUAAAUAUCGGUAUUAGAAUUGUUAAGGAACUCCGAUAGGAUCUGAAAGAGAAAGCUGGAACGCAAGGAACGGGGGAGUGUAUUAGGGCCUGCCCUAACAAUAAUUCCCGCAGAAGAAUGCUACCAAACCUGUUAUUCGAUUCUGUUACUUACAUACGAGUAUCCAUUUUAGUUGCCACUUUAUCGCGUAUGAGCCGCAUACACAAAGACAGAUGGGGAAAUAUAACUACGUGUAUUCCAAUUCAUCAAAGCAAUUGAAGAAUUAAUAGAACACCUAGGCAAGCAUAGAGCGCUACGGCCAUUUGCCACUAGAAAUAUACGAAACAUCUAAGGUUUCUCAGCAUAACAAAAUGAAUCAAAGCAUAAGCAAAUAUCGUUCAUAAUAUCUUAUAGCCCUAUGUACGUAGAGUCACAACUUAACCACUGACACAUCACAUGUAUGCAUACACAUAGACAGGGGCCCGUAGCUUCUUCAGACAAUAUCCAUAGGUAUUUGCCGGUAUCUCUGAUUACUGGGUAUUGGGUAUUCGGUAUUGGAAUCGGAUAGAAACACUUCAACAUCAGUGGGGGUUUUCAAAGAAAUAAGCAUAUGUUUAUAUAUAUGUGUGUGUUUGUAUAUGUGUAACUAGAAGGUUAAAGAUCUCUCAAUCCAAAAAUGGGAACCGAAAACCAAGAAGGUCACUGCAUUCCCUUGUUAAUCAGCAUGUGGAUUAUUAAGGGGGGCAAACUAUUUGCCGCCACGUCGUACUCUCUCUUACUCUCACCUUUGGAGAAGACGAAAAGAAUGAAUAAGCAGCAUAAAAUUGAUAAAACUGAACAAUUGGGAUCAACUUAUAUUUUAAAUAUAAGAUUAAAUUGUAAAAAAAUAACAACAAACAAGCCUAGGCAACCCCUUAAUUAAGCCCCGGAGUUUGUAGAAGUUACGUAAAUCUAGCACGUCAAAAACGUAGAGGAGAUUCACACAAUUUGUGCCAAAACAAUGAGGUAGACGACGAAUAGACACCAACUUGAACUGGCCAAAAGCGCAACAGCAGCCACAAACGAGAACGCAAAGUAAAUGUAAUUCUUUGCUUUUUUCGGGGAACAACACAGAGGAAUUAUACGAAUUUCAAUGGAUUCACAGUCGACAGAAACAGAAAGCUACUCACAAAAGUAUUUAAAUGUUCACAUUUGCUCAAUGCAAAGCACUUAAAGGAGCUUAUUUAACAAAAACCAAACCAAAACCAAACGAAUACUAAUUCAUAUAGAUGUGCGUAAUCAUUUCCACUUAAAUAACAUUCAAUCUGGCUGUACUCGCAGUUUUAUUGCUAGAAGGUGCCAAAGAUCCCAGAUGAACCAAAGCUAAGUUGGACGGCAGUUCAUUCCCCAUUGGUUUCGUUGCAUACUUUUAGGCGAAACUUUGAGGCGUUCAGACUUGCGUUGCACUUCGGUUAACCCUGAGCUUUUGUUGCUCUUCUCCAGACUCAAGAUGAAGGGGCAAAAGGCAACACAGUCGCACCUUAAGUAAAUUACCGAGGAAAUGGGUAAAUUAAAAGUAAACAAAGCUAAAACUAACUAGACAUAUUUACAAGUUGAAGAAAACUGCAAGGCAAUCAUAUAACUAGAGCUUCAAUAAUAAAAAAAGGACAAAAGUCAUAACGGGGAAUAAUUAUGGCUAUGAACCCAGUUGAAAAUGCCUGGAGAGUGUUUUGGAUGAAUAUAUAUUUGAGCAAUACUCACAAAUGAAUUAAGCUACUUGCGUUGUUAUUGUGGUUAAAGCAAAGUAAAAAAAAGGAGAAGGGUUAAAGAACAAAACCAAAAGUUAGUGCCAAUUUUUAGUGCAAAUUUUUGCGUAAUUGUUUUCAUUUCAACGUUAUUUAAGAUACUCCACAGUAAAAAAAAGAAGUAAAUGCAAACGAACAGUUGGUUUCAGAACCACCAAUUUUUGGGAGACUUUCAAAUCACAGACACCGCGGACCUAAAAAGGACCGACCAGGACCGUCGGACUAACGUAAGGCAAAAGCAAACCCGCACGUAGCACCAGCACCGCAUAGUUUUCGAUCUGAAGCAAAGUGUGUAGUGUAGUGUAGAGGCUAACCAACAUACUUACGUUUAGAUACACCACUCCACUUUGCACCCAUAGGUUCCAGAGUACACUUGAAAACAGAAACUCUUGCGUUACAGUACACUCAAAACAAAACUAUGGAACAUACAUACACAAGCCAGUAAGGAGAACCGAUGCAAUGUUAGAGCGGCUAUCUCAGUCAUAGAAUAAAAUUAAGCCAUAAGUGAAAUGAAUAUUGUUUAUCUGUGUACAACAAUAAUAUAUAAAUAAUUCUUAAAUGUGUAUUAUGACUCUAAAGAGAAUAAGCCAACCCGAACAACACGCAACUGAACCCUAUGACACACGGCUACACGGCUAUAUCGAAAGGGACCUGGGGCAGAUUCGAUCAGAAUCGAAACCCCACGAUCAGUGGCGGAUUGGUUUGAUUUCAGACCCAGACAGCCCUAUAGACGAUGCUCUUCACAAAGCUAUACACAGGCCCGAACACACAGAACUUAAUCACAGUAUAAAAUUCUUAAAUAAUGGCGAAAUGUACAAGAGAAAAGCGAGCGGAAUAGCAAGUUAAAAUAAACAAAGCAAAGUAAUGUGAAACAAAACUCGAAAAGCAAACAUUAUUUACAACAUAUUUACAAUUCUAUAAAUUAUAUUUAAAAGUAUUUACAUAUAUACCAAGAACAAACUCAAUGUGUAAGUACGUGCGACCCCACAAAGAGUGCAAACGAACCCAAUGAGGACACGGUCUCACAAACACACAUACACGCAUACACACAUACUCACACAUCGACACCACAUCUACCACUCACGCAUACGCAGGCAUCGCCAUUAGAGUGUAACGGUACAGGACGAACGAGCUGGAGAGCACCACUCUGGGACUGCCUUCUCUGAUUACUGCGACACUUGGAUACCCUAGAAAAAGCAUAAGACACACAGAUGUGCAAUACGACAGACUCGAACACAUAGUCACACGCAAAGUUAAGUGCAUUAUAAUUGAAUUUAUAGAGCUAAACGAAGCUACUAAGUGGAAUUAUUUAAACUGAUUAACUGAUUAUGAUUAUUAUUAACGAUGCUUACGCAUUUACUCACAACUCAUAUACACACCUAUAUAUAUAAAUAUAUAUAUAUCUAUAUAUAUAUAUAUCUAUAAUAUAUAUAUAUCUAUAUAUAUAUCUAUAUACAUGGCAUAUAUCGCUGAAGAAUAUUUUCGUUGAUAAAACAAUCCAUAUAAGCAAAUAAAAAAAAACAUCAUAUCGAAAACAAACAUUACUGCAAGUUUACCCAACCAAAAGAAAUUGUAGGAAAUCAAGAUCGAUUUUUAAAAGCUACGUAAAUGUGUUGCGUUCUUUGAAUAAAUGUUUUUGAGUCAAAUUUUUACUUCGAAAACAAAUAAAGUCUUACAAAGUAACAUAAUUAAUAGAAAGCAAGACACACAGGCAUAAACAUAAGAACGUUAAGCUAGAUACAUUCUUACAGAGUAUCUGUGUAAAAAUCGUGCAGUAUUGCAGAAAAAUUGAACAUAAAAAUGUACCACUUGUCUAAGAAAGAAAGAAAGAGCAAGAUAUAAAAAACAGAAACAAAAAAAGAAUUUAACACAAUUUUUGAAUUCAUUAAAU